Messenger RNA from Malania oleifera, 3147 nucleotides. Its product is annotated as beta-adaptin-like protein B. The coding region runs from base 192 to 2900 and encodes 902 amino acids. The record is from RefSeq and is a predicted model, not a curated record. Gene Ontology annotation, biological process: intracellular protein transport; vesicle-mediated transport. Gene Ontology annotation, molecular function: clathrin binding. The transcript has 15 exons. Gene Ontology annotation, cellular component: membrane coat; clathrin adaptor complex. NCBI's taxonomy places the organism in Eukaryota, Viridiplantae, Streptophyta, Magnoliopsida, Santalales, Ximeniaceae.
CUCAGGCGGCCCAAAGUAAAAGAGCGGUCCGCUCCUCGGCUCAGUUCGGACUGCGAACGAGAGUUCACAUAUAUUGACUAAGGCACAGGGGGAAGAAGAGAGAAACGAGUCGGGUGAUCGGACCUGGUUCGACUUACAUUUGCCGAUUUCAAUCCGAGAUAUCUCCGUCGACACACACUCUCCGCGCAGCGAUGAGCGGGCACGACUCCAAGUACUUCUCCACCACCAAGAAGGGAGAGAUCCCUGAACUCAAAGAAGAGCUCAAUUCUCAGUACAAGGAUAAAAGAAAAGAUGCUGUUAAGAAGGUGAUAGCAGCAAUGACGGUUGGAAAGGAUGUAUCAUCACUAUUCACAGAUGUUGUGAACUGCAUGCAGACAGAAAAUCUGGAGCUGAAAAAGUUGGUUUAUUUAUAUCUGAUAAACUAUGCAAAAAGUCAACCUGACCUUGCGAUUCUAGCCGUGAAUACAUUUGUGAAGGAUUCACAGGAUCCAAAUCCUUUAAUUCGUGCCUUGGCAGUACGGACAAUGGGAUGCAUUCGUGUUGAUAAAAUUACAGAGUAUCUAUGUGAUCCCCUUCAGAGAUGCCUCAAGGAUGAUGAUCCAUACGUUCGCAAGACAGCUGCCAUAUGUGUUGCAAAACUUUAUGAUAUAAAUGCUGAGCUGGUUGAGGACAGGGGUUUUCUGGAGUCUCUGAAGGAUUUGAUCUCUGACAACAAUCCAAUGGUUGUUGCAAAUGCUGUGGCAGCUCUUGCUGAGAUUCAAGAGAACAGCAGCAGAUCAAUAUUUGAGAUCACUAGCCACACAUUGUCAAAACUCCUUACUGCUCUAAAUGAAUGCACAGAAUGGGGCCAAGUUUUUAUAUUAGAUGCUCUUUCUAAGUAUAAGGCAGCCGAUGCUCGUGAAGCAGAAAAUAUAGUAGAGCGAGUUACUCCUCGACUACAACAUGCGAAUUGUGCGGUUGUACUUUCAGCUGUUAAGAUGAUCCUCCAACAAAUGGAGCUGAUCACCAGUACUGACGUGGUCCGAAAUCUUUGCAAGAAAAUGGCUCCUCCUCUUGUAACAUUGCUUUCUGCAGAACCUGAAAUACAAUAUGUCGCACUGCGAAACAUCAACCUUAUUGUACAAAGACGGCCCACAAUCCUUGCCCAUGAAAUCAAGGUGUUUUUCUGCAAGUAUAAUGAUCCAAUUUAUGUGAAGAUGGAAAAGUUGGAAAUCAUGAUUAAGCUUGCUUCAGACCGAAAUAUAGAUCAGGUUUUGUUGGAGUUCAAGGAGUAUGCCACAGAAGUAGAUGUUGAUUUUGUCCGGAAGGCUGUUCGUGCUAUUGGUCGCUGCGCCAUCAAGUUAGAGAGAGCAGCUGAGCGGUGUAUCAGUGUUUUGCUUGAGUUGAUCAAGAUUAAAGUAAAUUAUGUCGUUCAAGAGGCUAUUAUAGUCAUCAAAGAUAUUUUUAGGAGAUACCCUAACACCUAUGAGUCCAUUAUUGCAACACUCUGUGAGAGCUUAGACACUUUAGACGAGCCUGAAGCCAAGGCGUCAAUGAUCUGGAUAAUUGGUGAGUAUGCGGAAAGGAUUGACAAUGCUGAUGAGCUCCUUGAAAGUUUCUUGGAGAGUUUCCCUGAAGAACCUGCGCAAGUCCAGUUGCAAUUGUUGACUGCAACUGUCAAACUCUUCCUUAAGAAACCAACUGAAGGCCCACAGCAGAUGAUUCAGGUUGUCCUGAAUAAUGCCACUGUAGAGACAGAUAAUCCGGAUCUGCGUGAUCGUGCAUACAUAUAUUGGCGGCUUCUCUCAACUGACCCUGAGGCAGCCAAAGAUGUUGUGUUAGCUGAGAAGCCUGUGAUCAAUGAUGAUUCAAACCAACUUGAUUCAUCUCUUCUUGAUGAGCUUCUGGCCAAUAUUGCUACUUUGUCCUCGGUGUACCAUAAACCCCCGGAUGCAUUUGUGACACGUGUGAAGGCUACAGCGCAGAGAACUGAAGAAGAGGACUAUCCUGAUGGGAGUGAGACAGGGUACUCUGAAUCUCUUUCUAAUGCAGUUGAUAGUGCUGCCUCACCACCUACCACUUCAAGUAGCACUCCAUAUGCUGCAGCAAGGCAACCUGCCCCUGCAGCACCUGCACCUGCACCUGCUCCUGUUCCAGAUUUGCUAGGUGAUUUGAUGGGGCUUGAUAAUGCUAUUGUGCCUACUGACGAGCCUGCCCCUCCUUCUGGCCCUCCUUUGCCUGUGCUAGUACCAGCCUCAACUGGUCAAGGUCUACAAAUCAGUGCACAGCUAACACGACGAGAUGGUCAAAUCUUUUAUAGUUUAUUGUUUGAGAACAACUCACAGAUGAUCCUUGAUGGUUUCAUGAUUCAGUUCAACAAGAACGCUUUUGGUCUUGCAGCCGCUGGACCCCUCCAGGUUCCACAGUUGCAACCCGGGACAUCAGCAAGGACUCUUCUGCCUAUGGUUUUGUUCCAGAAUAUGGCUCUUGGUCCUCCAAACCCACUUUUGCAGGUUGCUGUGAAAAAUAAUCAACAACCAGUGUGGUACUUCAACGAUAAAAUUUCAUUGCUAGUGUUGUUCACGGAGGAUGGGAGAAUGGAGCGUGCACACUUUCUAGAGACAUGGAAGGCGCUUCCUGAUUCAAAUGAGGUUUCAAAGGACCUUCUGGGUGUUGUGCUGAACAGUGUGGAGGCAACCCUAGACCGACUGGCUGCAUCAAACAUGUUUUUUAUUGCGAAACGUAAACAUGCAAACCAGGAGGUGUUGUACCUAUCAGCGAAGAUCCCCCGAGAUGUUCCUUUCUUGAUUGAACUCACUGCAGCUAUCGGAAACCCAGGUGUCAAGUGUGCAAUUAAGACCCCUAGCCCUGACCUGGCUCCUCUUUUCUUCGAAGCCAUGGAGGCCCUCCUUAAAGGUUGAUUCGUUUUCCUCAAGUUUUUUAAUUUUUUUUUUUUUGAGGUCAAUAUUGUUUGUAAAAAUUUUUGUUGGCUACUGAGGUUUUGGUUGAGAUCCCCUCCUCCUGUGCCAUCUUCUUUUUGAGUUCAUUGAUUUUAAGUAGUUGAAACUAAUGUUUUCUGUUGUAAGAGCUGUCUAGUUUGGUAUAUGCUUGAUCUCAUGUAAUGCUUAAAAUUUUAUCCCUAGAAAUCCAUUUCUAUACUUAAAUUUA